Molecule: messenger RNA, 502 nt
Organism: Drosophila subobscura
Lineage: Eukaryota; Metazoa; Arthropoda; Insecta; Diptera; Drosophilidae
Exons: 2
Coding region: 108-455 (115 amino acids)
Source: RefSeq, a predicted model, not a curated record
UAUGCUCGUCAAAUCUCAUUACAAGUCGGCUCAGCACAUUGUACACGAGCAUAACUAAAUUUUGUAACCGUUUCCGCAAUAUUUUUCAUUGAUUUCCUUUGGCUAAAAUGGAGCAGCACCACCCGAUGGCACAUUUCUGGUUCGUCCGGAACAUGGACAUUAUAAUGCGCAUCUGCCUGGGGGAUCCACUUGAAUCGGCUGUGCAAUCAUUUGUGCUCAAUCCACCCGAAGAAGACGAUCCGGCGACCCUGCACUUUCUGAUGCGAAUCACCGACCUCAAGAAACGUUUCAACCAGGCCAACGAGCAGUGCUUCAGUCUGGAACGCGAAUAUCCCACACCCAAUUCAUUUUUGCUACACCAACGCCUCGAUGCCAAUUUCCAAACAUUAAAGCGUGAGGCUAGGGACGUAGCCAGGGACAUGCAGCGGCACCACAUCACCGCCCAUGUGGUCUAGGGGAUUGAGUCUCGCGGCCACACCUAAGCGACAAUAGUUAGGACACA